AAAAUAAACAGAAGAAAAGUUCACGCAUAAAAUAAAAGAAAUCGAAAUCGAAAGAUAACAAGAUGACGCGACGGCUUUGUGUUGCUGCGCUUGGAUUUCUACAAAUCGUGGCUAUGGUAUAUGCGGCGGGCCACUAUUCAGUUAUUGGACCCGGCACUAUUCGUUCCAACUUCAAAUACAAUGUCGCUGUAUCUGUGCAUAAGGCUGAGGGACCCUGCAAAAUCGAUGUUGCCAUUACAGGUCCCUCGUACAAUGAGACAAAAACCGUCGAAGUGCAGCCAAUAUCUACGGAAAAUGUGGAAUUCAAUGUGCCCACACUAAAAGAGGGCGACUAUAAUCUUACGGCAAAAGGUGUUUCUGGCAUUACUUUUGAAAAUUCGACGAAGCUGAAUUAUGCCGACUACAAACCCGCUAUCAUACAAACUGAUAAGGCCACCUAUAAGCCGGGCGAUUUAGUGCAGUUUCGUGUGCUAUUUUUGGAUGCUAAUACACGUCCAGCCAAGAUUGAUAAGCCCAUUACAAUACUGAUUAAUGAUGGCGCACAGAACCGCAUCAAACAGCUGAAAGAUGUGAAGCCGACCAAGGGUGUUUAUACCGACGAAUUUCAGCUCUCCGAACAACCUGUGCUUGGCAAUUGGAAUAUCGAUGUACUCAUCGAUGGCCAGAAUCCAGAAACGAAAUCCUUUGAGGUGGCCAAAUAUGUAUUGCCCAAAUUCGAAGUAUCUAUUGAGACUGCCAAAGAUGUGGCCAUUCCUGAUGGCGUCAUUAAGGUGACCGUACGCUCAAAGUAUACCUACGGCAAAGCGGUAAAAGGCAAGGCAUCGGUUUCGAUUAAACCAAUAUAUCACUAUUAUGGCAACAACGAUCACAUGGAAGCAAAUAAAACUAUCGAUGUCGAUGGCAAGGGUCAUGUAGAAUUUGACUUGACUAAAGAAUUAGGCAUAUCUAAAGAACACAGUUAUGUGCCGCCACUUAAAUUAUUGGCCAUCAUGGAAGAGGAACUCACGGGGAAUAAACAAAAUGCGACUGCAACAGUUAACUUACACGCGGAACGUUAUCGCAUUGAAGGCGUCGAUGUACCAUAUACCUACCAUCCGGGUAAACCGAUAAAAAAAACUGUUGUUGUAAAGAAUGUGGACGGCUCGCCGGUGCGCGACACAAAGAAUAAGGCAAAAUUGAUUGUAGAUCCACCGCGUAACUAUAUCCUCCGUGAUUUCCGUGGCGAACCGAAUACUGAGGCCACAACUGAAAAGCCAGAAGAUAUGACUUUGGAAUUUGAGCCGAAUUUGGAUGAACACGGUAUGGCAUCUUUUGAGUUUACGCUACCCGAAACUGACCGAUACUUCUCGAUUAAAUGCCAAUUUUUGGAUACAUCAACGUACCUGAAUUAAAUAUCGAAAUUUAUACAAACCAUUGAUGCGCCGGAAUUGUUGAAGUUGACAGUGAAUACGGAAAAGCCACGUCUUGGUAAACCCGUUACAGUUGAAGUGAAAUCCAGUGAAAGUAUUCCAUACUUUGUUUACACCAUUGUGGCCCGCGGCAAUAUUGUUAAGUCGGAACACGUAGACGUGCCUGAAGGACGCAAGUCGCAACUCAUUAAAUUCUUGCCAACUUUUGAAAUGGCGCCGAAAGCAAACUUGUACGUUCAUUUUGUCUUCAAUAAUAAUUUAGUAUUUGAAGAGAAGUCUAUCGCAUUCGAGAAGGAAUUCGAAAACUCGAUUCUAAAGGGAAAUAUCACUCGCUUAUUUCGUAUUUAUUUAAACUCAAUAGAGGUUGAGCUUACAUAUUGGACCAUCUCUCCGAUACCAGAAGAAGAGCUUAUUUUCCAUGAUCUUGAUCUUAUUGCCGCAAAAGCCGCUUUGAGAGAAGAUGGCAUAGAUGAUAUAGCAUAUUUUGCGGCACAUUUACAUGAGCGACCUGUACACCCACCGAUACAAAUCUUCUAUCAUAUCAGGCCUUUAGCUCUCGGUCGGCCUAUCCCUGCAAUGGCAGCAUUUAAUGGUUUUAUUACUACAACUUCACCACCAAUGUUCUAUGCAACUACCUCAGCAAGCCCAAUUGACGCAAAUAUAAGUCCAAAGAUUCGUCAAGAAUUUGCUGAGUCAUGGAUUUUCGAUAACAACGACAUCACCGAUGGCGAAAGUUUCUCACUGACCAAGAAGAUACCUGAUACGAUUACCUCUUGGGUUGUUACUGGCUUUUCCUUGAAUCCCAAGAGUGGUUUUGCGCUCACCGCAGAUCCAACGAAAAUACAAGUUUUCCAACCAUUUUUCGUUUCAACCAAUUUGCCAUAUUCGGUAAAGCGCGGUGAGGUCAUUGCCAUACCUGUCAUCAUUUUCAACUACAUGGAAAAGGCUUUGGACGCAGAGGUAGUCAUGGACAAUACAGACAAAGAGUACGAAUUCGUCGAGGCUACCAAUGAGAUCGAGGAUAAUCCUUUGGAUGAGAUAAAACGCACUAAACGUGUGUCGAUUCCAUCCAAUACUGGCAAGAGCGUCUCCUUUAUGAUACGUCCGAAGAAAGUUGGUCAGGUUACCUUAAAAAUAACAGCCACUACACCGCUAGCUGGCGAUGCUAUUCACCAAUCGCUCAAAGUUGAACCCGAAGGCGUGACACAGUACGAAAAUCGUGCCGUUUUCAUUAAUCUUAAAGAUAAACCAGAACAUAGCGAAAAAUUGAGUAUUGAUGUGCCCACCGAAGCUGUACCCGAUUCCGAGUACAUUGAAUUCUCAGUGGUGGGUGAUUUGUUGGGUCCAACUGUAAAAAAUCUUGAUAAAUUGGUGCGCAUGCCCUAUGGCUGUGGUGAACAAAAUAUGGUGAAUUUUGUACCAAACAUAUUAGUUUUGCGUUACCUGGAAGCUAUCGCACAGAAUAUGCCGGCGAUUAAGGAAAAGGCGAAGAAAUUCCUCGAUAUUGGUUAUCAACGCGAACUAACUUAUAAACAUGAUGAUGGGUCAUACAGUGCCUUCGGUAAAUCUGACAAAUCCGGCAGCACUUGGCUGACCGCAUAUGUGGUACGUUCAUUCCAUCAGGCUGCUAAGUACACUGAUAUUGAUCCCAAAAUUAUUGUUGCGGGAUUGGACUUUUUGGCAUCGAAGCAGGCGCCAAAUGGCAGUUACCCAGAAUAUGGUAAACUGUUUGACUCCGCGCAUCAGAAUGAGUUGGGAUUGACGGCAUUCGUGCUGUUGGCGUUUCUGGAAAAUGAGGAAUACAUACCUAAGUAUCAGGCAGCCAUCGAAAAUGGCCUUAAAUACCUAUUGGACAACGUAGACCAGACGGAUGACCAGUAUGCACUCUCUAUUGCCGCGCUGGCUCUACAAAUUGCCAAGAACCCUAAGGCUGACAAGGUUCUGACCAACCUACAGAGCCUUGCCAAACAAGAGAACGAUCGUAAAUGGUGGUCAAAAGCCGAAGCGCCUAAAAAAGAGGAACCCAUUUGGAGUUGGCAUCCACACAGCAAUGAUGUAGAGAUCACUUCCUAUGUGCUGCUCGCUUUGCUGGACAAGGAAGGUGCCGUGAAUGCUUUGCCCAUUAUCAAAUGGUUAAUAUCUCAGCGCAACAGCAAUGGUGGUUUUGCUUCAACACAAGACACGGUUGUCGGGUUGCAAGCGCUCAUAAGCUUCGCCGAGAAGACCGGCUCUGGUAGUGGUGAAAUGGAUAUCGAUUUUGUUUCAAGCGGCGGCGAAGAGAAUAAAGGCAAUAUUAAAGUGAAUGCGGAAAAUUCGUUGGUAUUGCAAACACAUGUGCUCCCCAAGACCACACGUCAAGUCGAUUUCACCGCCAAGGGCAAAGGUUCAUCUAUGGUACAACUAUCGUAUCGUUACAAUUUAGCUGACAAAGAUAAAAAACCUAGUUUUCAAGUAAAAACAAAUGUUAAAGAUGAUAAAGCAUUAUUAGUUGUUGAAGUUUGUGCCGAGUACGUACCCGACAGCGCUGACGAUGAACAGAAAGAGUCCAAUAUGGCCGUUAUGGAGGUUAGCUUACCAUCCGGUUACACUGCGGAUUCCGAAGGCUUCGAAAGCAUCGAAUCGGUGGAUCGUGUCAAACGCGUCGAAACGAAGAAUUCGGAUUCAACAGUAAUUGUGUACUUUGAUGGUUUAGCGCCACACGAUGCUAAGUGUGUGCCUGUCAAGGCUUCCAGGACACAUGCGGUGGCCAAACAAAAGCCUGCAGCUGUCAAAGUGUAUGACUACUACGAUAUGAAUCGUCAUGCAACCGAAUACUAUCAAGUGCAGUCGUCGCUUUGUGAUAUUUGUGAGGGCGCUGAUUGUGGUACGAAGUGCCAACAAGCGAAUGGGCUUCAACGUGCGCAAUAAAUUUAAUGUAUAAAUAUAAAUAUAUAUAUAUUUUUUUUGUAAUUCAUAUUAUGAAAUGAAAUGUGUGCUAAAUUUUUUGGAAAUUCGUAUAAAUGCGUAAAUUUGUACUAAAGUUACUGAAAACAAAUUUUUGUAAACCAUCAUAAAAAGUGUGUGAAAUAAAGAGAAAUGAAGAUACAAUGAA
Molecule: messenger RNA, 4500 nt
Organism: Rhagoletis pomonella (apple maggot)
Lineage: Eukaryota; Metazoa; Arthropoda; Insecta; Diptera; Tephritidae
Gene: Tep2
Product: CD109 antigen
Cellular component (GO): extracellular region
Molecular function (GO): endopeptidase inhibitor activity
Source: RefSeq, a predicted model, not a curated record